AUGCCUCUUUCAACUCAUUCCCGGCACCCAUCCUGGAACAGUCACUCGCCGCUGGAGCUUGACCCCUUCGUUCAAGACUCGCUUCAAGCCAACACAUCCUAUCCCACUACCAACUCAUUUGCUUUGUCCUCAGAUCCUCAGACCUCUACACCGAUUUAUUAUAACACAUUCCAUGGCCAACAUCCCAAUCCUCACCCAUUUCAUGGAGUCCCGAUGCGUCCAAACUAUUUCCAUCCCACGGCAUACAUGACACAAUCUCCACUACCCCUUCAAAAUGCUAGUUUGACUGUUCUUAACACUCCAGAUCCUGCUCCUUCCACCGCUCGUUCUCAAAACAAGCGUUCUGCAACAAGUGACUCUGGCACAUCCACGCAUGUGCGCAAGAAGCGCAAGACAAAUACAACGACCCAGUGUGUCCCAGAAGCACUGGUACCUGAACCUGAACCUUCUCCCCAAUGUGGUAUUGGGCCAUCCAUCUUACCUUCGACUAUUCCGUUGGCUGCACCUCUGGCGCUCGCUCCUCAACUGACAGGAAAUGCUUCAAGUCCGUCCCACCACAAUGACCUUUCUACCUCGGCAACCGAUGUCUGGUUUUUUCUGCGUGCGCUUGACACACCCAAUGCACCUGAGGUCUUGCCCACAAACAAGCCAAUCUUGACGACCAAGCCAUCAAUGAAGUUUAUAGGCUGUAAACUUUAUCACAAGGAAAUUUAUGAGUCAACGAUACGGCUGAAGAAUCUCAAGCAUGCGAAGGACGUCAGCGCUUCGACAAUGCUGAAAGAUACACCAUACACAAAGGAAAAAUUCAAAUUUUUGUUAUGUAGGUGGAUCGUAACAGACGACCAGUCCGGUCCGGUCCGGUUAUUGAGCCCUCAAGGGCUCUAA
Molecule: messenger RNA, 885 nt
Organism: Laccaria bicolor S238N-H82
Lineage: Eukaryota; Fungi; Basidiomycota; Agaricomycetes; Agaricales; Hydnangiaceae
Exons: 4
Coding region: 1-885 (294 amino acids)
Source: RefSeq, a predicted model, not a curated record